CCGUCAGCAGUUCAAUGAUAGUUCUCCGUUUGACGUACGAUUUCUGUGGGGGAGGAGCAUAGGCGCUGUUUACUCACUCCAUCAGCGAUGACAGCGAUCAGCCGUCGUCCCCGCUGACAGAUUCAAGAUGGCUACGGAACGUUGUAGCGGAGAACAUCUCGGCAGCGACGAGAACCCGUGAUUUUUUCGCUACCUUCUUCUCCCCUUUGGUUUUUUACAUUAUCCACGAUAAUCCGCCCAUCGUGUGUCCUUCAACGUUUGUUUCACCAAGGCCUGCCCGCGCAUCCCUCCCGCAACGGUGCCGCUGAUGAAGAGCCGCGAAAAAAAUGGCGUCCUGCGACACUAGCUGAUUACAAGCACCUCCGAUAUCAGCGAGGAAGAUGACUUCUCAAACUCUUCGGCGUCUUCGCCCCUGACUGACGUGAAUCAACUGGCGAUUGUCAAUAUGACUCCUCAAUUGAAUCGGAAACGUGGCUCGUCUGUCAGCUUUACCCGAGCAAAGGACGAUAGCGAAGAUGCCGAGGAUGAGAUUCAUAUAUCUCUGGCACCAUAUGUACAAACAUAUCUGGCGCAUAGUAACCAGCGAUUGGGAUGCUGCGGUAUCAGUUUACCCGUGCCAUUCGAACGAGCAGCACCACGGUCCUGGUGGAAUCCCAAAUUUGAUUCGGAAAUCCUUGAGGAACAGUUUAAGAGAAGUGCCUUUCCUCAAAUUAGAUUAAGAUUUCGGUACGCUCUCACAUAUAUCUUGCUAGUGUCUUUAUCAUGGUUGACAUAUUUUGUGAUAAUUGGAUUAGGAAAUAAUACAUCAACGUGGGCAGUGAUAGCAGGUGUUUUCGGUAUUGUUGGCAUUAUGGUUUCGGCAGUCCUUUAUUUAACGCAUACAGACUAUUACAAAUGCUAUGUACUACCAAUUUCCUUGGGAGUUGCAACAACGCUCUGUUUCCUGUCUUUACUCUUCCUUGCCUUAGUACCACCUUACGUGGAUGGACUGACUCUGGUCGGACACUUCGCCUUAUGCUCCGAGAUCUUAUUAGUCAUUUAUACAGUGCUGCCGAUGCCGCUCUAUGCCUGCGUAGGAAUAUCCACACUGUACUCCUUCAUGUUUGAAUUCCUGACUGCCUAUUUGUAUGGCUCGAAGGACGCGCGACACAGAUUUUACACGAGUGAACGAAUUGUACAAAAUAAUACUUCAGGAAUUAACAAUACGAUGACAGAAGAGGAAGGGAGAACGUUGGUACUUACACACUCGUCUCUAAAUCCUCUAAGUGUUGCUGGUCUACAGAAUGUGAUACGUAAUUUUAGUGAUUUUACUACAGCAAUUAGUACAGAGGCGAUGUCGAGAUUGCGUGAAGCCAGAGAUACAGCGGAACCGAGAUACUCAGAAAAGGUGGCUCAACAUUUAUAUGAUGCCCUAAGCGACACGGAUGUCUUAACGAGAUUAAAUUCUAGCAUCCCAACCGUGAUGACGAUUACUAAUUCCACCGUAAAUUUAUCGCCUGUAGAUAAUUACGUUAACAAUAACUUAUUUAUCGAUGAUAUUGAUUUCUCUACGAAUCUCGCAAUAAGGAUCUUGAUGCAGAUUUGUAUUCAUUUGAUAGGAGUGCAUAUUUUAAUAAUGACUUUUGUGAGAAUGCGCGGUACGUUUAUGAAGGUCGGCCAAUCCUUGUUGGUCCGCCGACAGUUAGAAAUGGAAAAGCAACUGAAGGAGAAAAUGAUACACUCUGUUAUGCCGCCAAAGGUUGCGGAUUGGCUUAUGGAGGAGAGCGAGCGCGAGAGAGAGCGAGAGGACUCUUUAAAAAAGGGCUCGAUACCAUCUAAUAAUACGGACAUUCGUUCGUUGUUUCGUCCAUUCAAUAUGCAUUCAAUGGAGGAUGUCAGUAUUCUAUUCGCCGACAUUGUCGGAUUUACUAGGAUGAGCUCAAACAAAACCGCGGAGCAAUUAGUAGGCAUCUUAAACGAUUUGUUCGAACGUUUUGAUGAUCUCUGUGAACACCACGGUUGCGAAAAAAUUUCCACGUUGGGCGACUGUUAUUAUUGCGUAAGCGGAUGUCCAGAACCGAGAUCCGAUCAUGCAAAAUGUUGCAUAGAAAUGGGAUUAGCCAUGAUCGAAGCGAUUAAACAAUUUGACAUCGAAAGACGCGAGGGCGUAAACAUGAGAGUGGGUGUGCACACGGGCACAGUACUUUGUGGAAUCGUAGGCACAAAGAGAUUCAAAUUCGACGUUUGGUCGAAUGACGUAACCUUAGCAAAUAAGCUGGAGAGCACAGGAAAGCCCGGUCGUGUACAUCUGAGUGAAAACACUUUGAGAUUUUUGGGGGAUCAAUACAUUACAGAGAUUGGAGAAAUAGUCAAUGGUGUUAAAACUUACUUUAUCAGAGCACGUAAAUCGGACUUUGUGAAUCAAUUUAUCACGAACGUCACAUCACCCAAGAGUAUUUCGCCACUAUUGCAAUCGCGAAAUCGUCUGUCGUCGUGCAACAAUCAGGCUAAGCCGCGACAUCAUUAUCUCCAUAUGGUCACGAAUGCCAGCAAUUACAGAAUGAAGGCUAAUUCCUUGCCCAGUAUCUUGGAUUCCGAAAACGGUGGUGACAUCAUGGACGAAAAAGAAGAUUUGAACAAGAGUCCAACGUCUACCGCUAGUUAUGGCAAAAGGAAAGUGCGAAAUAAACCGUGGAGAUAUUUGCAGAGACAACGAACAACCGAAGAAAUGGCACCUCUAGAGAUAGAAGAGGGAAGAAAUAUCGCUAUGGAACGAGCAAAACCCGAUCUUCAGAUGUUUGAAGAAUGCAAUGGAUUUAGACGGGUCCCUCUAAACAGUAGCGUUGAAAUGGAUCCAAAUCCUGUACCUUCUAGUCCUUUAUUGUCUGGUCAAGAGCCGAUUAGUAACGCUUCUUCCAUUUGCAGUAGAAAAGACUCCGGUAUUAAGAGCAAUAGCAGGCGAAGUAGUAUACAACAACAGUUGUUCCUAAUGAAUAGCAUGACCCAAGGUGAUCUAUUGGGACACAGAGUCAGUGGCUAUUAUACUUCUAGUUCAACAUUAAACUCUACUCAUGAACCUUCGUCAUCGAUGCCCCCUUAUCCAUUUCCUCCGAUGGUAACUGAUACAUUCGGUGCAUGCUUUCAUAAAUUACGGAAGCAAUCCGAUCUCCAAUUAAUUAGGUGUGUCCAAGAUAAUGUGAGCUCUCAGCGUUCAUAUUUUGUUAAACCGCCAUUGUCGAGCGUUACUCUCUUUUUCAAGAAUAAGGAAAUGGAGAAGGAGUAUCGAGAGAACGCGCACAAGGCUAACGAGGGCAUUGGCGAUAACCCGCCUACCUUGGCCACCUCGAGAUUCAACACGUACAUCGACAUUUUGAUAUCAGCCUUGGUUUACACGGCCAUCACAAUCUCGCUGUUCCUUCUGUGUGAACCGACGAUUUACUACACCAUGUUCUCUAUGCUAGCCAUCACCGUUCAAGUGAUCGCGGUGUCACUCUGCAUUCGGCAACUUCUCUAUCCGAACACGACUCACGCAACGUUCACGCAAAGGAUCUUCAAGUUUUUCUCUCGGUGGUAUCCGUGGCAUGUGUGCGGCGCGGUUUUGGUUGGUUUACCGAUCAUUUCCAUCUUGCUGAAUUUCACGUGCAACAACUUCCGAAACCUCAACAACUUUGAGUAUUACUACAGUUACCUGAUCUUUGUUGGACUGGUCCACUUCUGCAAUUUUACGCAGCUCAACUGUUGGAUGAAAAAUCUGCUAGUCACUCUUACUGGCAUACUAUUUAUAUGUCUUGUGCUGAGUCACAUAUCACCAUAUCAGGCGAAUCUCAAUAAUAAUAAUAAUAAUAAUAAUAAUAAUAAUAAUAAUAACAACGGUGACAACAAUCAUAUCAACAACUCGCAGUUAGGCAUGCCGAAUUUUUUAAAAUUGUUUGCAAGUGAAUUGAACGAUGGGAACUUUGCAAUUGACACGAGAGAUUUUCUUUCCUCUACUAUUUCGACGAAAACAUCAUCAUCAGUCGCAAAAUAUAAAAGAGAAGCGCUGCCUACAACUCGUGAGAUUUCUUAUACCAAAUAUAACGAGAGAUUGUACAAUUCGGAGAUAUAUCUGGAUAUGGUGCUGUUACUACUGCUAGUCUGGUUCCUGAAUCGCGAGUUUGAGAUUAGUUACCGAUUGUGCUUCCACGGCAAUGCGGUGGCAGCACGCGAUAAGAUGCGCGUGCAGUCAAUGAAGAAUCAAGCCGAUUGGCUAUUACAUAACAUCAUACCCAAGCACGUGGCCGAUCAGCUGAAGACUACCGCAAAGUACUCGCAGAAUCAUAAAUCCGUGGGCAUCAUCUUUGCCAGUAUCGUUAACUUUAACGAACUGUAUGAUGAGUCGUAUUUAGGUGGUAAGGAGUAUUUACGCGUGCUCAACGAGCUUAUAGGCGAUUUUGAUGAGCUGCUGGAGAGGCCAGAGUAUGCAAAUGUUGAAAAGAUUAAGACGAUCGGCAGCACCUUUAUGGCUGCGAGCGGUUUGAAUCCGCAAGUGAGGGAGCAGAGUGAGCACGAGUACACGCAUCUGUUCCAAUUAGUGGAUUUUGCUGUGGCGAUGCACAAAGUGAUAUACGACUUCAAUCGGGAUCUGUUGGGUUUCAAGCUGAUCCUGCGAAUCGGUUUUAACUAUGGCGAUGUUACGGCUGGCGUGAUCGGCGCUACCAAGUUGUAUUAUGAUAUUUGGGGCGACGCGGUUAACAUAGCGUCGCGAAUGGAUUCCACUGGGGUCGCUGGUAGGAUACAAAUAGCCAGCAAUUGCCUGAACAUCUUGUCGGAACGAUACGAAUUUGAGCCGCGCGGACAGGUGUACGUCAAGGGCAAGGAUAAUAUGAAUGUAUUCCUGUUGAUAGGAAAGAAGAAGAACGCUAAUAUGACCGACAUUUGAAAAUUCAGCGUCGAUUAUACUGGUAUUUUCCUACGUGAUGAUUACAUGUCGAUAAUUGACGCUAUUUGCGGCCUGCAGCAAUUGCGUAACGUUUAGAUUUAUCUGUCCAUUUGGAUAUUUUUCAUAAU
Molecule: messenger RNA, 5025 nt
Organism: Trachymyrmex septentrionalis
Lineage: Eukaryota; Metazoa; Arthropoda; Insecta; Hymenoptera; Formicidae
Gene: Ac13E
Product: adenylate cyclase type 9
Exons: 8
Coding region: 446-4897 (1483 amino acids)
Biological process (GO): adenylate cyclase-activating G protein-coupled receptor signaling pathway; intracellular signal transduction; cyclic nucleotide biosynthetic process
Molecular function (GO): adenylate cyclase activity
Source: RefSeq, a predicted model, not a curated record